AUGGGUUCAAAAAAAGAACAUGGUAUUAAACCAACGCGAGGGACAAAGUCUAGUUCAACGAAUAAAGUGCAGUCCGGGAUGCACUUAAACAAAAAUGUUAACCAAGACGUCCGUGAUAAAUUUAAUUUUCCCGAUAUUCAAUACCAGACGGUUUCGCCGCCAAUGGCUCCUAUAUAUUUUCAUAACUUUCUUAAAGACGUGGAUACAGUGCCGAAAGUUAUUAAAAAUAAUUCCAAGUUGAAUAGCCCUAAACAAAAAAAGAAAUUAAGGAGUAAGCCCCGCUCCCCCACUCCCGACAUCAAAGGAACAGAAUUUUCUUCUGCUCCUAGUUACCGAGACGUCGGCAUCUUUCCAGACGUUGAAUACCCAUUGAGUAAUAAAGACAUUUGGCGACCUAAUUAUUGGAAUUGUUCGCAUAAAGCUAUAGUACCGUCAUCUACAAAUUAUACUUCUCGAAACUCACGAAAAACUAGUUUGAAAAGUUCUAUUAAGACAAACAGUAAGGCAAAACCCGGUAAGCCAAUACCCACAGCACAAAAGGUGAAAAAUUUGAAUUAUAACAAUAGACAUCAACAUUUCGACUUUACAGAGGAUUUUGUAGAAUCUGAUUUUCCGAAGAAAAGAUCUCACGAUGAAAGCCCGAACUAUGAUCUUUACAUGGCUACUCCAACGCCUUACACGCAACAAGAAGAACAAAUAAAAAAUGCAUUGCGCACAAGAAUAUACUCUAAUAUUGCUGAAAAAGCAAAGAAAACAAUCGCAAACAAUAAGUUACAGACUGAAAAACUGUCAAAUACGGAGGCUUACCAUUUCGGAUACAAAAAUGACAACGAAAUUCUCGAAGAAAUAUUAUUUCCGUCACCACCACAUUUUAAUACGAUGAAAGAAUAUAACGAAACAACGACUCAAUCGCCUAAUUAUGAUACUUAUACGACAGUGGAAACUUGGACGAAUGUAUUUACUGCAAUGACCGAAAAACCAGAUCAAUGUAAGCCAACAGAAAAGAUCGGUAAUGAUUUGCACAUUUCCAAGCUUAUAGUUAAUCAAACAAGUCUCGCUAUAAAUACAGCAGACCGCUUAUCACCACGUGGCUUUAUUUACAAUGACAGUGAAGUGAUAAGUGAAGUACAGGCACAUAACCGCAGCGAUAUCAACGAAGUUAUGUCACAUUCUAAUAUAAACGCAACUGAUAAAGCAAAUAACACAACAGAACAGAGUGAGUCAUCUUUGAAGUUGGACGAUGAAUUCACGACAGAUGUGUAUCCAGAAUUGAGUGAAAGCGGUUUUGUUUUCAGCACAAUUUCGCCUCCACCAAAAAUUCUAUUAGACAAAUCAUGGAGCAAUUCUGAAGUUUUAGAUCCUUAUAAAUCCUUGUCAUACCCGGACGAACUGGCUGAGUAUUAUAUAGCUGUCAAUGAAUAA
Messenger RNA from Leptosia nina, 1422 nucleotides. Lineage: Eukaryota; Metazoa; Arthropoda; Insecta; Lepidoptera; Pieridae. The record is from the annotation of a GenBank genome assembly.